AUGGGCCACGCACACAGCAUCCCCGGGCACGACUGCUUUCUGGCAGCUGUCGGGAACAACACUAAUUUGGUUGCUUUUCCCGGAGAGCCUUUCUUCCCAUUGCGCAACCUGCCCCUGUACAACCUCAAUCUUCCCGUGGCACCUGCUGUCAUAACCUCUCCCAAGACAGCCGACCAGGUGUCCAAGAUUGUGCGAUGCGCUGAUGCCAAUGGGUACAAGGUGCAGGCAUACAGUGGUGGCCACAGUUAUGGGAACUAUGGUCUUGGAGGAGCAGAUAGCGCGAUAGUCGUCGACUUGAAACACUUCCAGCAGUUCUCCAUCGAUAACACAUCCCACAUUGCCACAAUCGGGGCCGGGACGCUCUUGGGAGAUGUUCAUCAGCGGCUUUAUCAAGCAGUCGGCUCGGGAGGUCAUUUCACGAUUGGUGGUCUCGGCCCUAUGUCCCGGAAUUGGGGCACAGCACUCGACCAUAUCCAGGAGGUGGAGGUGGUCUUGGCCAAUUCCAGCAUUGUGAGAGCCUCGGACAUGCAGAAUCAAGACAUCUUCUUUGCCGUGAAGGGUGCAGCAGCCAGCUUUGGCGUCGUAACCGAAUUCAAGGUUCACACUCACCCUGCGCCGCAAGAGGCCUUUCAGUAUUCAUACAGCUUCAGCAUUGGCACUGCUGCCAGCAGGGCACAAAUUUUCAAGGACUGGCAGAGACUGAUUACCCAAGAAAACCUCACUCGCAAAUUCGCGAGUGAACUCGUGAUCUUUGAAGGAGGCGUCAUCAUCUCUGGCACUUUCUUCGGCUCCCGAGUCGAGUUCAACACAUUCCAACUAGAAAAGAAAUUCCCACUCAGCAAUUCCGGCACUGUGGCAUAUCUGACAAACUGGCUCGGUAUGCUAAGUAGCCAGGCAGAGGAUCUGAUGCUGCGAAUUGCGGGUAGUGUUUCGACCUCGUUCUAUGCCAAGUCCAUGUCGUUCACGCCCCAGUCUCUGAUACCUGAUGCUGGCCUAGAGGUCAUGUUCCAGUACCUGGAUACCACGCCCAAAGGCACCCUGGCAUGGUUCGUGAUCUUCGACCUAGAAGGUGGAGCAACAAACGAUGUCCCAGUCAAUGCCACAGCGUAUGCCCACAGGGAAGCCAUCAUGUGGAUGCAGUCGUAUGCAAUCAGCUUCUCCGAACCGGUGUCAUCGACCACCAAAAGAUUCCUCAAUGAUUUGCACGGCGUUCUUUCUGCUGCUCGUCCUGGGGCCGACUUACAUUCCUAUCCGGGGUAUGUGGACCCGGACCUGGCUAAUGCACAAAAGGCCUACUGGGGUCCUAACCUCGCCAGACUCCAAAGGAUCAAAACAGAUGUUGAUCCGAAAGACGUCUUUCAUAACCCACAGAGCGUGCAGGCUAUUCCUAAAACGCCCUAG
Messenger RNA from Penicillium alfredii, 1401 nucleotides. Its product is annotated as FAD-binding oxidoreductase. Bases 1 to 1401 code for a protein of 466 amino acids. Gene Ontology annotation, molecular function: oxidoreductase activity; FAD binding. The record is from RefSeq and is a predicted model, not a curated record. Lineage: Eukaryota; Fungi; Ascomycota; Eurotiomycetes; Eurotiales; Aspergillaceae. The transcript has 3 exons.